Molecule: messenger RNA, 231 nt
Organism: Prunus armeniaca (apricot)
Lineage: Eukaryota; Viridiplantae; Streptophyta; Magnoliopsida; Rosales; Rosaceae
Source: the annotation of a GenBank genome assembly
AUGAAUAGGGAUGAGAACCUGUUGGCUGCUGCCCUUUGCUUCUGGAAUUCUGCCAACAACACCUUCGACUUCCAUCUGGGUCCGAUGUCUCCAACUUUGCUGGACAUGGCUCAAAUUUUUGGAUUCAUGCCCUAUGGAAGGCUUGUGGAUGUAGUUGGUGAUUAUCAUAGAAGGAAGAACCAUGAAAAAUUGGCGAAGCCCUUCACUAUCCCUCCUGCCACAAUCAACUAG